AUGGGCAAACACACCACCAAUUCUUCCUCGGCCUCCAUCUCCUCCUCCAGCAAACAAAGCCUUAGCCGCAAGUCUUCAGCGUCCUCGUCCCUGGCACAGAGGGUUGGAGACAGGGUUGUUGGCGACUCCCCGACACUGCGCCAGGACGUUGCCCUUCAGCCCAUAACAUCCUCGUCCUCAUCCUCCACCACCAGGUCCACUGUGACUGUCUCACCCUCACACCCAGUUCAAGACCAGGGCCAUGUCUUGCCGUACCAGGCUACGGCCUCUGAUAUAUUACCGCUCCCAUUAUUAACCCCAGCUGUUUCUGCUCCCCCACCAGUCCUUAUUGACCAUCAAAAUGCAGCGCUGCAGUCUUCUGAACAUACCAAUACCGAUGACAGUCUAGAUGCUACUCCCCAACCAUCAAACGCCGACUUAGACAUGGCUUCCAAGAAGACACCCUUCUUGCGCUCUGCUGCUCGCUCCGACGCUGCCCCGUAUGGCUCCGUAUCGCUAACACCCAGUCGCAACAACUCGCCCGCCGGUAGUGAUCGCUGGGAUCCCGACUCGCACCAAUUGCGUCAUGUUACCGAUACGAUGCGCAGCGAGACCUCGCACCGCUCUGGGCUCAGCAAAAAGUCCUCCUCGAGAUUAUCAGAAGAAAUCGAUGGCGCCGUCCUUGUUUCCGGCCUUGAGGGCCGCAUGGGUCUUGGUGAACCUACACAUCCUGGUGUUCUUGAAGGCAGCUUGAAGGACGAUCUGUCUGAGGAUGGCGCGCUGCUGGAUGACGAUUCUUCCGCUGCUUCAGACGCCGAAUACCAAGAAAACUCCCCCCACGAGGCUGUCCGCGCUUCUGUUCCGCCCACCGAUAACACCACCCUUUCCAUAAACACGCCGCGCAUGUGGUGCCUCUCCGUCUUAUUCGCCAUCCUCGGCUCCUCGACCAAUUUGUUCUUCUCGUUAAGAUACCCUAGUGUUGCUAUUACUCCAGUUAUUGCUUUAUUACUUGUCCACCCCCUUGGACACCUAUGGGAUUUCGUGUUGAAGCGACCCUACGACCCUGAAGAAGAGUUUGUCGAUGGCGUGCGGGUAGCAUCUGUGAGUGACGAAGCGCAUAGUUUGCAUAAAGUUAGAAAGCGUACCCGUGUGAGGAGAUGGUUGGCGCAAGGUCGUUGGAACGAAAAGGAGCAUACGUGCGUCUAUGUUAGCAGCAAUGUUGCUUUUGGCUUCGCUUUUGCGACCGAUGUUAUCGUUGAACAAACCCAGUUCUACAACCAGGAAGCCCCUAUCGUUUAUCAGCUUCUUCUCACUAUAUCGACGCAAAUCCUCGGUUAUGGCUUCGCAGGCUUGACGCGCCGUUUCCUUGUCCGACCCAGCGGCAUGAUUUGGCCUGGAACUCUCAUGUCGGCAGCCAUGUUUUCGACACUUCACAAACAGGAGAAUAAGCCUGCAGGGGGCUGGACCAUCAGCAGGUGGAAAUUCUUUUAUAUUGUGUGGACAGUAUCAUUCCUCUUCUACUUUCUGCCUGGGCUACUCAUGCCAGCGCUCAGCUACUUCAACGUUAUCACCUGGUUUGCCCCCAAGAACGUUGUCAUCGCAAACCUCUUCGGUGUUUCCUCCGGACUCGGGCUAUUCCCGUUAACUUUUGACUGGGCGCAGGUUACAUAUGUUGGUUCACCGUUGCUGGUACCCUUUUGGGCUGCCAUGAACGUGAUCGGGGGUCUUGCUGUGGUGAUGUGGAUCAUCGCACCUAUCCUCUACUACAGUAACGUUCUCUUCUCCUCUUAUAUGCCGAUUCUCUCGGCGGCUGUGUUCGAUAAUACUGGCAAGGUUUAUGAUGUCAGCAAGAUCCUAACCCCCGAAUUCCUCUUUGAUCGUGAAGCGUAUCAAAACUACAGCAGAGUCUUUUUGCCCAUCACAUAUGUGUUGAGUUAUGGAGUUCAGUUCGCCGGUCUAUCCGCCCUUUUGACGCAUACUGCUUGCUGGCACGGUCAAGAUAUUUGGAGGUCUUGGAAACGAGCCCUGCAAGAGGCUCGUGAGGAUGGGCAAGCAAAGUACGAGCCCGUGGCAGACUCCCCUGGACCGCUGCCUCGCCAGUCAACCGACGAAAGUAGUAGGCGAAUGUCAUCUACAUCGCAUGUUGAUGGAAUCAUUAGCCGUGAGGAUAUUCACAGCAAGCUCAUGAAGAGAUACAAGGAUGCUCCCCUGAGCUGGUACCUCAUCACAUUUCUCACCAUGACCGCUAUCGGAAUCUUUGUGGUUGAAUAUUAUCCUGUCCACUUGCCUUGGUAUGGUCUUCUGCUCGCCCUCGCCAUUGGAGCACUCUUCUUCAUCCCCAAUGGCAUCAUCAUGGCCGUCACGAACCAGCACAGUAGCAUUUAUCUCAUCUGCCAGCUUAUCUGUGGUGUCGUCUUCCCAGGCCGUCCCAUCGCCAACAUGGUCUUUGUCACAUACGGUUAUAUCUCGUCAGCCCAAGGCAUCAAAUUCGCAUCCGAUCUCAAGCUCGGCCACUACAUGAAGAUUCCCCCGCGAAUUCUCUUUCUAGUCCAAAUCGUCGCAACCCUUGUCUCCUCCUUGACCCAGAUCGGUGUGCUCAACUGGAUGUUUGCCAACAUCAGGGGUAUCUGCACUUCUGAGGCGAUAAACGGUUUCACAUGUCCCAUCGCCAGAGUUCACUUUAACGGCUCCAUCUUGUGGGGAGUUGUCGGGCCCAACGAAUUCUUUGGUCCAAAGGCAAUUUAUCGAUCUCUGGUCUGGUUCUUUCCGCUUGGUGCACUACUCCCGAUUCCUUUGUGGCUCUACAGCCGACGUCACCGCUCGAGCAUCCUGCGCAAGGUCAACCUCCCCGUCAUUUUUGGCGCUAUGUCAUGGAUCCCCCCCGCUACAGGUCUCAACUUCUCUGUUUGGGUGCUCGUAUGUUACGUCUUCAAUUACUUGAUCAAAAACCGACAUAACGCUUGGUGGAGUAAGUAUACCAUGACCUUGAGCGCAGCUCUCGAUUCGGGUCUUGCUUUUGGUAUUGUGGUCGUUUUCUUUGGUUUUAUAUAUCCUGGGUUUGCGCAAAAUCUCAAGUGGUGGGGUACCGAGGUGUACAAGCAGGGUUGCGACUGGCAAGCUUGUUCAUAUAACACCGUUCCAGAGGGCGAGCAUUUCGGACCUAAAACGUGGUAA
Molecule: messenger RNA, 3153 nt
Organism: Fusarium venenatum
Lineage: Eukaryota; Fungi; Ascomycota; Sordariomycetes; Hypocreales; Nectriaceae
Product: OPT oligopeptide transporter protein-domain-containing protein
Biological process (GO): transmembrane transport
Cellular component (GO): plasma membrane
Molecular function (GO): oligopeptide transmembrane transporter activity
Source: RefSeq, a predicted model, not a curated record